Molecule: messenger RNA, 825 nt
Organism: Trichosurus vulpecula (common brushtail)
Lineage: Eukaryota; Metazoa; Chordata; Mammalia; Diprotodontia; Phalangeridae
Exons: 3
Coding region: 1-804 (267 amino acids)
Source: RefSeq, a predicted model, not a curated record
AUGGGGCAAAGGAACACUUUCAAUGACAGCAAAAGCCCCUUUCUAAAGCUGACUCCAGAUCCGAGACUCAGGUCUCUAUUGAGCGUGGAUUUCAGGUUCCGGACUGGGGAAGGGGAAGGGGAGGCAGGAGAACGCCGCUUACCUCUCUCCACCAAAGCCCCUCCAAGCUCGGGGAAGCCAGCUCUGGAGAACGGCUGGCUCCUGAGGAGAGAGCGCAAGAGCUCGGGGUCGGAGUCCAAAUGCAGGCAGGGUGAAGCUCUGAAACCUCGGCUAAAAAGUCGCCCGCUCCCGAAGGAGAAGCCGACGCCCCCAGGCAGCCAAACCGCACACAAGCCCCCUGCCUGGAGAUUCGAGUCACUGCGUCAGAAACGCGGAGAAAGCGGACGGGCUGCCAAACAGACCAGACGCCUCUGGCCAGGCCGUUACCUCGCUUUCCCUUGCCUGCUUGUCCUCUUGGACGCAGUCGGUGACUUCUGCCGCAUUGGGGCACCAAGGCUGCAACCGCUGGGGGUGGAGCACUCAAUGGACAGGAAGACGGAGAGGGCCCCAGGCUUGCGUCCUGGGGAGUCAUUCAACUACCGCCCUAGGGGAGGCUGGAGGCGCCUGAGUCAGGGGUCGUCGUGGCCGCCUCAGCAGCGCCGGAAAAUCACCGGAUUGGGAAAGCGGCUUGAUGUUAGAGAGGUAGAGGCUGCCUUCAAGACAGAGGAAGCUCGGGUUCCAGAAACACGGGGAACUCGGUGGCAGAGCCGUUCCCACGCCCUUCAGGAGUGGAUCACCUGGAGGAGUAGGCAGCACAGUGGCUGAGGAGGCUUGGCGCACUGGGGA